CCUUCCGGGGCGGAGCGGGGGGAUGGGGCUGUGAGAAUGGAGCGGGCACGGAGCGGGGCUGGAGCCGGGAGCGCCGGGCCUGAGCUGUUCCGGCCCCUCCCGAAGGGUCCCGCUCGCCCCCACGCGUUCCUGGGUUCCGUGAUCCCCGUGGAUUCAGUCGGAUAAGAGACUUGCAGUGGCUUCCAAGGUGCCAGCUCAACCCAGCAUGGCCACCAAGAGGUUCGAGGGCAGAGAGCAUGCGGCGGUCUACCAGAAGUACAGGUUUGCACCGGGAAAGGAGCUCAAGCAGACCAUCCUCUCCUACCUGCAGGAAAAGAAGGCGAUCCCAGCGGAGCUGGCGGUGGAUGUGGGCUGUGGGUCUGGACAAGGCACCCACUUCCUUGGGGAGCACUUCAAGAAGGUGGUGGGCACGGACAUCAGCGCAGCGCAGAUCCAGGAGGCCAAGGACAACCCCGGCAUGCCCAACAUCUCCUACCUCGUGUGCCCUGCAGAGGAGCUGCCGUUCCAGGACGGCUCCGUGGACGUCCUGACGUCGUUCACGGCCGCGCACUGGUUCGACAUCGAGCGCUUCAUGAGGGAGGCCGAGCGCGUGCUGAGGCCGGGCGGCUGCGUGGCCAUCAGCACCUACACCGUGGACAUGAGCGUGCGCUACGGAGACUGCUCCGAAAAACUCACCCAGAUCUUCAGGGAGUGCUGGGACCAGAUGUUAAAAUACUCACAUGCUAGGGUAAAAUAUGUCUUGGACAACUACCAAGUGAUCUUUGAGGCCUUGCCAUUCCCAGACAAGAAGAGAGUCACUGAUAUCUACGACCCAAUUCCCAUGACUGUGGAGGGUGUGGUUGGUUACAUGGAGUCUGCCUCUUCAUAUCAGACCUUUAAGAAGAGUGACCCUACAGCUGCAACAUCCCUCCUCCAAGAGACUGAGAAGAGGAUGCUGGAGACCAUGGGAGUUUCCUCUCGUGAGACCCCAGUGGAGUUCUUGGUGAGGCACGUCUGCGUGCUGGGCUGCAAGGGCCGCUGAGAGAGCAAACCCUUCUGACCUGGUGCUGCAAUGGAAGGAGAAGGUGGAUUGUCUCCUAAAAGCCUGCCUGUAACUGCUCUUACUCCUUGGGAGUAGUGGUGCUGAUUUUGCUGAUUGAAAUUUUGGUCUCCUGGUAGAAAGCAGAUGGGGUUUUAUGUCCCUCAGGCUCCUGCCCACCUUGCUUGUGGAGUGUGCCUGGUGCUGCUCCCUUGGCACUGGAAGUGUCCCAUUGUAGACACAUUGCUGGGUUAAUAACGUGGGGAAGGGAAUCUCAGAUGUCUUAGGUUGUAUUACAGGAUGUGACCGAAAGUAUCUAUUCUAUCACUCUCUGUUGAAGCCAGGUGGGGCAGUGUUCUUUAUCUUUUCCACAACCCGGAGGAAGC
Molecule: messenger RNA, 1404 nt
Organism: Catharus ustulatus (Swainson's thrush)
Lineage: Eukaryota; Metazoa; Chordata; Aves; Passeriformes; Turdidae
Product: putative methyltransferase DDB_G0268948
Exons: 7
Coding region: 206-1021 (271 amino acids)
Molecular function (GO): S-adenosylmethionine-dependent methyltransferase activity
Source: RefSeq, a predicted model, not a curated record